AUGGCCAUUGAGAGACUUGCUGUUGCCCUACCACAAUUGGUAGUAAUUUCAAACACGAAUGUCGAGAUUCCGGAUUACGUUACGUCCUGGGAACCCGACUUUGGAACAGCGGGUUUCAACCGCUACACUCGGAGGAGGGGAAACAUUAACCACGUGCAUUCGUCGGUGUCAACCAGAAACCAGGAUAUUAGAAAACUUGUGGAAGAGGCCGGCACAGUAUUGACUCUUGUAAUCGCCGGGAGCAUUGCCAAAGCACAGAAGUUACAGCGUGUUCUUGGUAGUGAAAACUUCACCCUGGUGCACUCGAGGAUGCCAGACGACGUCCAAAUGACGCGUGUCGUGCAUUUUCUACGUGGAGAGACAUCAACCAUUAUCCAUGGGGAGAUAUCGUUCAUUGAGUGCCGGAUUUCCCCCCCAUCUAGCCUAGACCUGGCGGAUGCCAGACUCAUUAUUUUCGAGGAGCCACCGGCCAGAUAG
Messenger RNA from Aspergillus aculeatinus CBS 121060, 477 nucleotides. RefSeq lists its product as uncharacterized. The transcript is spliced from 2 exons. Bases 1 to 477 code for a protein of 158 amino acids. NCBI's taxonomy places the organism in Eukaryota, Fungi, Ascomycota, Eurotiomycetes, Eurotiales, Aspergillaceae. The record is from RefSeq and is a predicted model, not a curated record.